Molecule: messenger RNA, 4600 nt
Organism: Cuscuta campestris
Lineage: Eukaryota; Viridiplantae; Streptophyta; Magnoliopsida; Solanales; Convolvulaceae
Source: the annotation of a GenBank genome assembly
GAACUACCAAUUGAAUGUACAAAUGUAAUUACUGUUGAGCAGGGGGACUCUCAAACCAAGAUAGUAGAUGGUUCUGGAAUUAAGAGAUGUCCUUCAAAAAGGCGAUGAAGGCUUUGGCCAAUUCCCAGACACUUUGUCCAAUUCUCUUUUAAAGCUUAUAGUUAAUGAUGUGGAGCCAACGGAUUCAGAGUUGUUGUUGGGCAGUGUGAAAGAGCUGUUUAAGGGGAAAGGCACAUCUGCAGUGAAGGCCAGGAAGAAGUUGUCACUUAGCAUUUCAAAGCGUUUUCGAAAGGUUAAGGAAAGGCAGAUGAAUAUACGCGAUGCGUUUGUUAGGCAGAAGACUGCGGGGGAGGCAUGUGGAAGUGUGUUGAAGCGUAAAGGGAAGACGGUGUGUGUGGAAAAUAAGGAUAGUGAGCAGUUGGAUAUGGUGAAGGAAAUCAAGAAGAUAAAAGAAAAACAGGAUGCGCAGGACAAGAAACUGGAUGAAAUCUUGGGCAUUCUUCUGCAAAAAACAGCGAAUGUUGAAGCCGGCUCUGCGUCUGGGAAAGGGUCUUUGAUGGGAGGUAAUGAAGAACCUAGGGUCCGGAAUGAAGGUAUCACUAUUGAGGGAAAUACAGAUGUUGAGGGUAAAUGUGGGGUUGAUUUGGAUUUGAGUUGUGACGAUGGGGGCCCAUCAUUUGAUCUUUUAACUCCAUUGCCUAGGGUCGAUGCAGUUGGUGCUGAAAUAAGAAAUGACAAGAGUGGAAAUGUUUCGGUGACAGAAGCUUGUGACCCUGUAAAGGAGGGGACGUGUCUAGAUAUUCCAUACACUGAGACACAAUAUGAUCCACACUUCCUGGAACUUAUUGACGUGCAGGAAGAGAUGUUCAAAAAGUCUUUACAAAAUGCAAGCAGUGGUCCUAUGGUUUCUUGCGAAGGGAUUGUUGGGCAGGAUGCAAUUCAGGGAUGGUGCAAGAGAAGUGUUAGUGGUGAUGAUACUGCCAAGACAACUGGUAACACUACAAUGCCAAAAGAGGUGCAUGUACCAGUGGAUGUUGAGUCCGCAUUUGGGGGGUCGAGCGGUUCGAACAAAGGGAAUCUUGGGCAGCACAUCGAUGGUGGCAAGCGUAAACGUAGCUUGGAUGACGAUGAUUUUGAAAGAUUUUUUACUAGCAGCGGGGUGGGAAGUGGGGAUCAUGGAGUGAAUGGUGCUCAAGAUGCUUUGGUGGUGUUUUCCAAAGGUUCAGAUUCCAUUACUGCAUGUGUUGAGAUUGAUCGGCCCAAAAGGGUUCACAAGAAUCCGGAGAGAUAUACUCCCACAGAAGUCGAGCAUCAUAAGGAAAAGCGGAAACUGGAGAGGAUGGAGCGUGCUAAGCAACAUAUGGAACGUGUUAGGUUGGAGGUAUGCCAUGGGCCCUUUUCAAAAGAUCCAAUGGCGAUGCUUGCGGAUGUGGAAAUACAAAAGCAUGUUGAAAUAGUAAUGCAUUUCCUGGAAGUGAAAGGUAGGCAGUAUAACCUCUUGCAGAUGUACACAACUAUAACCCCAUACUUCUUGCAAGGGUUGUAUAAUCAUCAACAAAAGGUAAUUGUUGGCAAGGCCAAAAAGGCGGAAGUUGUCAAUAAUCGGAAUCUAAGCAGUGAGGUGCUGGGGUUGGCACGAGAAUAUUCUAGGCCAUGGUCUGAGUGUGAUUUUGUGUAUAUGCCCCUAAAUACGAGUGACCACUGGAUUUUGCUUGUCCUAGAGGUUGAAGGGAGGACAAUACGGGUAUACGAUUCAAAAGGAAGGAAGGGAAAGAGUUCCCGGGCAUUGAACGAAUACGUGGAAUGUAUGACAGAGUUGCUGCCUGUCCUGCUUAAUUUGUUGAGUGUAUAUGAUGAGCACUCCGAUGGCCCAAUGGGGAAAAAGAAGUUCAAUAUCAAGGUCGUUGAUGAGUGUCCGCAACAAGAUGACGGACACCGCAUACAUUCUGAGAUGAUGGCACAAGUCUUCCUUGGACUUGUAAAUGCUGUCAAUUUGAAGAGUGGUUGGGGAGGAACCAUGAUGAGAGCGCCGACCCCAAACAAUCUGUCGAACCACCCGACUCCGGAAAUUGAGUCUUCUUCCCAACAACCGCCUCCGCCGCCGCAGUCUCUACCUUCACAGCAGCUGAGCUCUUCUUCUUUAGCCUUCAGGGCUCAUCCACUUCAUCCAGCCCGACCCGCUAUAGUCGAUCUCUUUAACCUCUACUUAGGAGUGAAUGUGCGGCAAAAGCUGGAUGAACCAGUUCGUGAACCUCCGAACAAGGCACAAAAACGAGUUACUGCUCUAAACAGGGAAUUUCCUCCCCAAAAUGAACAGUUCCUCAUAGAUUUUGAGCACCUGCAGAGUCAAUUUACUGAACAAGAACAAUUGCAUGCUGUGACAGAAGCUGUUCUUAUUUCUUUGGUUAUUCAGUGUAGCAGCCAUGCUCCCCGAGCAGAAUUUCUUCUCUUUGCGAUAAAUGGUCUGUGUAGCAUAGGUUACAUCAAUUGGGACACGUUCUUACCAUCCCUUCUUUCUUCAGUUUCAUCAGCAGGCGUGUAUGUUGGUAAGGGAAAUCAACUUGGAAAUGCUGGAUCAUCUGCUGCCUUUUCACAAUCUGGGAUGCUGUCCAAUUCCAAUUCAGUAACUAAUAUCUCCAAUUUUCAAGCAUCAACUCCCGCAUCACCUUUACCCAAAAUCCACGGUAUUGGAUCUCCUGUACAUUCUGCUCCUGAACCAUCAUCUUGUGUCACAUUGUCCCCCCUGAAGUCAUCUGAUGUUAGUGGCGCAGGACAACAGUCUACUGCAAUAGCUACACUUUCUGUAAGGGACAAUGAACUAAACAGUCUGCACUUAUGGUGCUGCAAAAUAAUUUUAACUGGUUUGGAAACUAAUUUGAAGCCUGCAACACAUGCUGAUAUUUUACACAAUUUGUUGAAUUGGUUGAUUCGUUGGGACCAAAAACAUGAUAUAGUUGACUUUGACAGUUCAAAACAUUGCAAACUUGAUAAGGCCUACAUUGAGUGCCUACACAGUUGCUUAGACGUGAUAUGGUUGCUCGUUGAGGAUGAAAAGUGUCGGGUACCCUUUUAUGAACUUCUCCGGAGUGGAUUGCAAUUCAUUGAAAAUAUACCCGAUGAUGAGGCACUGUUUACUCUUAUUUUAGAGAUCCACCGGAGGAGGGAUUGGAUGGCCAUGCACAUGCAAAUGCUAGAUCAGCACCUUCAUUGCCCAACAUUUGGCACUCCUAGACUUUUACCUCAGUGCACAUCAAAUAUGUCUGGUGAGCAGGCAACUAACAUGAGAUACUCGCCAAUUACAUACCCUAGUGUGCUAGGAGAGCCACUACAUGGAGAGGUCAUACUAUUCUCCUAUGAUUUUUGGGCAUUGAUACUUUAUAUACUAAAAUGUUUUCAAACACCAUAUCCUUUGAGAAUAGUCUGCAGUUUUCCUUUUAAGACCUCUUCACUCAGCUUUGAAUGAGCUAUAACAGACUUUUGCUUUAUGUCUCUAUAAGUAAUGUGCAGAUCAGAAUGGAAAACAAAGAGCUCAUUAGAUGAUGACAAUGUACAUUAAGAUCACAGUAAUGGAAAUUAAGAUGGCUUAUCAAAAUACCUAGUACAACAAUAGUCCAUACUAAAGAAAAAACUCCAACCGUCUUUAUCUUACACUGUCCCAUCUCUUCAAAUUGUAGAUGUAAGUUGGGUUUAAAAUCCCCAUAGGAUGACAACAGUAGAUAUUAUAAUGCUAAAAUGGACUGAUAAGAUUUGGAGCAAUCUGUUAGCGCUGCAAAUUGAAGAAAGUGUUAGCCCUUCCAAAUUGAGUUUAGCCCUUCAAUAGGAUUGCCUAAACUUGUUCGAUGAGUGAAUAUUUUUUAAUAGGACGUUUUAUUUAAGAAUAGGAAGGAUAUGUAAUGUUGAUGAAUCUUUGUGAUUAAUAAUCUUUUCACAGCAUUACUUUCUUUAUUAUUUAUGGACUUUGUAGAUUAUUGGUUUCAUAUUCCCUCACAUGUUUAUCUAUAAAGUAUAAGCACCAUUCACUAUUAGAAUAUUCAUAAUACUUGCUUCAACUUUAUUUUGUUGAUACUCACCAGACCACCUUUCCAAGGUUGAGUGAAAAAUGAACAUGGUUUUGAAUUGUUAUUGUAUGGUCACCUUUUCAUGAUCAAGUGAGAAAUGAAUAUGGUUUAAAAUUGUUUUUGUACAUGCUAAUAAAUUAUUUAGUUAAGAGUCAUAGUUAGAGGAAAUAUAAUAACAAUGGCAAGAUCACUUAUUAUCACAAACAAAGAGGAGUACUGGAGUAGACUAAAUCUUGAGAUAUAGAAAGACUGUAGGGUAGGUUGUGAUAUCUGACUUAUUCCAUGCCGGAAUUCAGUGUGAAUCUUCGUCAUCUUCCUCCCAUCCGAAAUUCCUCUUUAUUUGUAGAGCCCAGGCUCCAUCAUCUGUCCCUUUAUUUUUGUCAGAACAACGGCAACAAUGGCGGGUCUUUCCUCCAUCUCUAUCGUAGAUGCAGCCGGCAAUGGCAACACCACUAGCAGCGGCAGCAUGAGGAAGAAGGACGAAGCCUUGACACUGUUCAUUAUCCGACCUCAACUGCGCCGUUCAAUCUAGGUUCUACAUU